AUGGCUCAUUUGCGUGUAAGCACCAAGGUCAUUGUUGUCGGAGGAGGCGGCACGAUGGGUUCUUCGACCGCGCUGCACCUCAUACGUUCUGGAUACACUCCUUCGAACAUUACCGUCCUUGAUGUAUAUCCAAUCCCAUCACUGCAGUCCGCAGGCCACGACCUUAAUAAGAUCAUGGGCAUCCGAUUACGCAAUGGACCUGAUUUGCAACUUUCGCUGGAGUCUCUCGACAUGUGGAAGAACGAUGAGCUAUUCAAACCUUUCUUCCACAACGUUGGCAUGAUUGACUGUUCGUCGUCAGAAGAGGGGAUUGAAAACCUUCGACGGAAAUACCAAUCCCUCAUCGAGGCGGGUAUCGGGCUAGAGAAGACGAACGUCUGGUUAGAAAAUGAGGAUGAAAUCCUGGCGAGAGCGCCACACUUCACGCGGGAACAGAUCAAGGGUUGGAAAGGCUUGUUUUCCAGUGAUGGGGGCUGGCUUGCUGCAGCCAAAGCCAUCAAUGCGAUAGGCGAGUUCUUAAAAGGCCAAGGCGUCAAUUUCGGAUUUGGCGGUGCCGGAUCAUUUAAGCGACCUCUGUUCGCCGCCGAUGGAACGACCUGCAAUGGCGUGGAAACGUUAGACGGAAAAAGAUACUAUGCCGAUAAGGUGGUCUUGGCUGCCGGUGCUUGGAGUCCAACCUUGGUAGAUUUGGAGGAUCAGUGUGUUUCGAAGGCCUGGGUUUUCGCUCAUAUCCAACUCACGUCCCGGGAGGCGGCCGAGUACAAGAAUGUGCCCGUAGUAUACGACGCCGAAUACGGUUUCUUUUUCGAGCCCAAUGAACAUGGAGUAAUCAAAGUCUGCGACGAGUUUCCCGGGUUUUCUCGAUUCAAGCAGCAUCAACCUUACGGUGCCGCCUCGCCCAAGAUGAUAUCCGUUCCUCGGUCACACGCCAAAAACACCACAGAUACCUACCCAGACGCUUCUGAGGCGACCAUUCGAAAAGCGAUCGCAAGGUUCAUGCCACGCUUCACGGACAAGGUUCUUUUCAACCGGACCAUGUGCUGGUGCACCGAUACUGCCGACGCGAAUCUACUGAUUUGUGAGCAUCCCAAGUGGAAGAACUUUAUCCUGGCCACUGGAGAUAGUGGCCAUUCCUUCAAGCUCCUACCCAACAUUGGAAAGCACGUUGUCGAGCUGUUAGAGGGAUCUCUGUCGCAAAACUUAGCUGAUGCGUGGAAAUGGAGACCAGGAGGCGAUGCCCUUAAGUCUAGACGCGGUGCUCCACCAAAGGAUCUUGCUGAUAUGUCGGGGUGGAAACAUGAUGCAAAGCUAUGA
Molecule: messenger RNA, 1314 nt
Organism: Penicillium cinerascens
Lineage: Eukaryota; Fungi; Ascomycota; Eurotiomycetes; Eurotiales; Aspergillaceae
Product: NAD(P)/FAD-dependent oxidoreductase
Exons: 7
Coding region: 1-1314 (437 amino acids)
Molecular function (GO): sarcosine oxidase activity; saccharopine oxidase activity; flavin adenine dinucleotide binding
Source: RefSeq, a predicted model, not a curated record